AUGGAGUUUAUUGUCCAGGCCAAGUGGGUGAAGAGUACCAGCGAGCUUCGAAGCUGUCUUGGCCCUAAACUCGACACAUGCGCGAAAUGCCAAGGGCACUCCAAAAACAAAUCGUCUUGCGGAAAUCCUAUCAGUCAAGCUUCACGCUCUCAGAUUACAUCCGUAUUAUUCGACAUGGUCCAAAGCGGAAGCAUAUCUUGCGCUGCUCAGCACUUGGAACACCUUGCAUCACUCGUCCUCUGUAAGAGAUACCAUCAGAAUCAGAUUGCGGAAAAAGCCACCGAAUGGAGGAUUCGUCUACGUUCAUUCCUCGGACUAAAUGAUAUUUUGCCCAAGAGACGAGUUGUGACGAAUGUGACAAACAGUCAACUGCCCAAUGGCUCCUUGUCGAAAAUAAAGUCAGAACCAACAACCGACUUCGCGACUGUGGUUAAAGAAGAAGAUGACGGCGCAACUGUUAAGCUCGAAACUAUUACCUCCUCGAAGGAGUCAGGUCUACGAGUGGGAGAACAAAUCAAGGCCGAGAGUAAAUCUGCGAUACACAGCUUUACACCAUUUCAUCAAACUAGGCCAAUGAGCACUAUUAACAAAGAGGUCAUCAAGAAGCUCCAAGCCCCAUUCAUGAAGAGCGAAAUGGAAGAUCACACUAAACGCGAAGGAUAUAUUUACGGCUACAAAAUGCCCGAGGGCCACAAGUUGCCAGACGAAAGUAGUUGCCGAAUGAUCAAGAUCGGCUUCACAGAUAAUCUCGAAAAACGUAUGCAGGAAUGGCAGAAGCGAUGCCAAUACGAGCCGCAGGUAGUCUUCUCGUACAAGGUAUUCCAUCAUGUUAAGAUGGAAAGGAUUAUACACCUCCAUUUGGGUAACGAGCGAAGGAAGGAGACAAAGUGUCCGGGCUGCGAGAAGAACCAUAUUGAGUUUUUCGACGUUGACACACCUAGAGCUGAAGCGGUGGUAAUGAUGUGGGCUGUGUGGGCACGACUUCGGCCUUUUGAUGAAGAGGGGAGGCUUUCGCAGUGCUGGGCGCAAAAGCUGAAUGAGAUGAACACGGAGGAUCCUGAUUGCUGGGAGAAUUUCAUACUUAACAAGGUGGUAUAG
Molecule: messenger RNA, 1098 nt
Organism: Colletotrichum truncatum
Lineage: Eukaryota; Fungi; Ascomycota; Sordariomycetes; Glomerellales; Glomerellaceae
Source: RefSeq, a predicted model, not a curated record